This is a messenger RNA of Rangifer tarandus platyrhynchus (Svalbard reindeer), 594 nucleotides long. The record is from the annotation of a GenBank genome assembly. Lineage: Eukaryota; Metazoa; Chordata; Mammalia; Artiodactyla; Cervidae.
AUGCCAGCGCCCACCCCCACACGGGCAGCCCCCAGGCCCGGCUCCUGCCGGGCUGGAGGCCCUGAGCCCCACCACAUGGCCACCCCAGCUGCCUUCAUCCUUCAGAGCCCUGUUGGGCUGGCACCAGGGAACCUGGCCUCCUCACUCAUAAAAGGGGAACCGUGCCACCCGCCCCCUGCCUGGUGCACGGAGGUGUCAGGAUGGACCGAAAGAGGCGAAAGAGCCCUGGGCAAGGCGUGUGAGCGCCUCCGUUUCUUCCCUGCAAAGCGGCUCACUGCCCACCCUGCGCGCUGCACCCGGACGCUGGAGCCUCCCCGCCCCCGCCGCCCGUCCCUGCCCUUCACCCCGGGCCCUGGCGGCCCGAGCGCCCGGGAUCCGACCUCCCGCUCUGCCUCCGCGCUCAGCACCGCCCCCGCCGCGGCCACAGGUGCGCGGGCCGCCGGUGCUCCGGCCCCGCCCGCGCUGACCGCGGCGGGGCGGCGCCAGGCGAGCGGGCGGCGCGAUCCAGACGCCCGGGCGGGAGCCGCGGGCCCGACCCCUCCCCGCUCGUCCGCGUCGGCGCCGCGCGUGGGCCCCGCGCCAGCGGAGACAUGA